CGUAACCUCGGACCCAAUGCAGAACGCACGCGGGUAGUGGGAAGACGUCCUAGGCUGACUCUCCUGCACUGUAGACUGAAUAAGCCAGUUUGAUUGUGUGACACCUCCUAAUUUCGAAGAAGGUGACUGCAUUUGGUUGUGUGUGAGAGACCCUGAGAAUGCCUACAGUGAGAUCAUCAGCUUCAACCAAGAGAAACAAGAGGUUGUUGGAGGAUAUAAGUAAUACUGUUGAGGUAUCCAAGGCAGGAAGCAUGAAGAAGCCAUCUUUGAAAAAGAAUUUGAUGUUGUCUGAUGAUGAUGAGUUCAGUGAACCAGAGUCUAAGAGGUCAAGGACUGCUAGAAGGUCAUAUGGGUCAAAGAAAAAGGUUGACAUCAAGAAGGAAGAACUGUUAGAUGAGGAACCAGAAGCAAAACCUGUAAGGAAGACCAAGAAAGCAGCCAUUCUGAAGAUGAAGGAAGAACCAGCAUCAGAUGAUGAGGAUGACAAGGAGGAGGAGGAAGAAGAAGAGGAAGAGGAAGAAGAAGAAUAUGAUUACAUUAUAAAAGGAAAGAAAGAUGUGAAAUCUCAAGCAAGUGAGGUUAAAGUUAAGCAAGAAUUUGAGGCAAUAGAAGAGGAUGAAUCUCCAUCUGUGAAACUCUCGGAUUAUGAGCUCAUGAUCCAAAAGAACAUUGAAGAAAGACAAAAGUUUUUAGCUUCACUCAAGAUUUUUGAGGCCAAAGGUGAUCUUGAAGAGUUAGCCCCACAGCCCGUUGCCAAAAAAGCAACAAACAGAGGAAUUACCCGCAUCAAGGAGGCCCCACAACCAACAGAGCGUCGAAGGAGUUUAAGGCAGCAGAAAAUGACCCCAGAUGGAGCAGAUUUGCCUCUGCCCUCUGAAAAGGAGAUUGCCAAAGCUUUGGCAGAAUCUUCAGAACAGAGGAACCCUAGACCCCCACCUGGGCCAGGACCAGUGAUGGACUAUUUCAAUGCUCCAGGGAAGGAAGAGUUUGAGGAAUUUCUAAAAGAUGUACACAGUAUGAAAGUGGCAGGAGGAGAAAAUAGUGUUUGGUCACAGGAUGGCCCAAGUGUUAUCAAGACUUUGAAGAAGAUGAAGAUUACAGAAUCUCGUGUUGCUAAAGUAGUUCCCAGUCGAACUUUCUCAGUCCAGAUCCACCCAACAUUAGAUAAGACUCUGGUCAUGAUUGGUGGAAAAUAUGGAGAGCUUGGACUUUGGGAUGUACAUCGUGAAGACUCAAGCAAUGGUGCUCACUUCUUCAAUCCACACUCACGACCAAUCAACUGCCUUACUGUAGAUCCUUGGAAUUAUCAGAAUGUUUACACAACAAGUUACGAUGGAUCUGUAAGGAGAACAGAUCUGACAUCAGGGAUUGUCCAGCAGGUUUACAGCUAUGUUGAAGAAGAAGCGUAUAAUGUGUAUACUUCAUGGCAUGCACAUAGAGACGAAAAUACAAUGCUUGUUGGAGGAAGCCUCGGGGAUUUGGUUCAGGUUGAUGUUCGAGAUAGUAACAGCAACCCAGUGGAGUACAAGGUACAUAAUGGCAAAACAGUCAAAUUGGUGACAGUGCAUCCAACACAGAAUCAUUAUGUUGCAACAUCAUCAAGAGAUGGAUGUGUGUCGCUAUGGGAUUUGAGGAAAGUCAAGAAGAAUACACCAAUUAAUGAAUGUCCUCAUGGACGUAAUGUGUCUGGCUUGGAGUUCUCACCAGUCACAGGAAAUACCCUUAUUUCAACGUGCUCAGACAAUUACCUGAGAUUCAUAUCAUGUGACUUGAGUAAUUUGAAAGUGCAAAAGAAAAUUCACCACAAUAAUCAGACAGGAAGAUGGCUGACUACCUUUAAGGCUCGCUUCCUACCAGGGAGAGAGGACUUAGUAGUUGUGGGGUCCAUGCUGCAGCCAAGAAGGAUUGAAGUGUGGUCGAAUAACGGUCAGUUGGCACAUGAAUUCCAAGGUGAAGAUUUUGCAUCUGUUGCAAGUAUAAAUGCAUUCCAUCCUACACAAGCUAUUCUGGCAGGAUGUAAUUCCUCGGGAAGAGUACAUGUCUUCAUGUAGAACAAACUGAGUAAAAGCAGUGUGAUUACUUCGGGACUAGGUAUAACCAUGGAUUAUCUCCAAAGCUGUAAACUUGGUGUGUGCCAUAAAUACAUUCCUGUUAGAUACUCUAUGUAUUGAACUUUACUAAUAAGAGGCAGAAUUUUCAUAUCAGUGACAAUAAUUAGUUCUCAGUCAGUAUUAUUGUUAGUCACAAAGAAAAAGACAUUUAAAUGUAUAUAAAAGGUGCUCAAGGUGCUUUUCUUUUUCUUUUUCUUCUCCAGUGACAGUACUAAGUUCAGAGAAAAUGUAAAUAUUGAUUAUAGAUAUUGAAAAAAUCAUUGAAAAUCUUAUGUUACACCUAUUAUCUAAAAUAAGUGAAAUGCAGCUCAUGAGUAGUAUGUUAAAUUUUAGGCAAAAGAUUCUGCUUACAAUAGCAAACAUGUUAUCUAAGAUUUUGAAACUGCUGUCAUCUUUCUAAAAGAAAAAAGAUUUUGGGGGGUUAUUCUGCCAAGCAAAGUGUGUUUGGUCACUUAACAUGUACUUGAUAAACAGUACAAAUAAUUAAUUUUGUAAACUAAGAAAGAUUUAUAGAUAUGCAUAGGUUAAACAUGAGUUAUUAAUAGUGUAUUUUCAAGUUGAAGUUUCACCAUUCAUUUACUAAAGCAUGCUUUAUAUGAUAUUGUACAAGACAGAUUUUGAAACAUUAAGAUAAACCAUAAUCAUCUUAUACAACCAAAGAUGAAAUCGCCAAUGGCAAUGAAAAAGAAGGUAAAACAUUUACCCAUAUAAUUCUCAGACUAAUUGUUGAUUAUAGUAUGGUUAUAUGAACAGUAAAAUAGUAACAAAAAUUCUAGCUGACCCAGACCAGUUCCUAUUUGCAACACAUGGCACAGUACUAUAAACAAUUCACUCUGCUAACACUUCUUUUUCUGAGGGCUUAGGGCAAAUGUCAUAUAUGUAUGCAUAUAUUGAUAUCAGUAUUUGGCUGUAUUUUGUCAUUAUUUGAAGCAGUUGAUGUUUUAAUAAGUAAACCUGUGUUGCUUCUUACACUGGCUUGUAUAAGAGUGGUUAUUAAAGAAUUUUUAGGAAAUAAGCCCACAGCAAUAAGUGCCAGACUUCAAAAAAACUGUGCAUUGAGUAUAAUUGAAUGCCAAUAUUUUAUCUGAAUGCAAAAUUCUGGAAAUGGUUUUAUUCAGCUGUUGUAUGCACAUGCAGACUAUAUACAUAUGUUUUCAGUUACCAAUUGUGUAUGCCUGGCAUGAAGCAUGCAAAUAUUCUAAAGUUUUAUUUGUCCUUUAUGUGGUUGAAAGUAUAACCCUAAAGGGAAGGAAACUUCUUUUUUUUCAAAUGCUAUUUUGUACAUAGAUUGAUAAAUUGAAUAUUUGAUUUUUAUUUUAUACAUUCUUAAAAAGAGCAUGUAGAAUAGAUAAUGUGUCACAAGUUCAGCAGAUUGUUUUAUAUUUUUGUAUUUAAUGUUGAAUUUUAAUAUGCCAUACAUAUAUGGUUUGUACUCAACAUCCAGUAAAUUGCUUUUUAAGAAAAUAAACUUUAUUAUGA
Molecule: messenger RNA, 3590 nt
Organism: Penaeus vannamei (Pacific white shrimp)
Lineage: Eukaryota; Metazoa; Arthropoda; Malacostraca; Decapoda; Penaeidae
Source: RefSeq, a predicted model, not a curated record